AAGAUCACGACAUGCCGGACACGACGUAUAUAAAAGCGGGAUGCGGUCACAUGUUGAUCAGACACGGUUCUUCAUUGACAGCUACCAUGGAACCGGCCCGACCCUACUUCUUCGUCCUGGCAGUGAUGGCUAUCAUCAUUGCUGCUGCGGGCGAUGACCAACAGACUGCUCAGAAGCUGCAAGCAGAGAGCCAGAAGAUUGCCGAGGGCGCCACCAAGCAGCUGUUGGCAGCUUUUGCCAAACUGCGAUCCGACUACGACGCCACCGAGGCCGCCGAGCUGAAGGCAGCCUCUGCCGCGGUGAAGGCCGCCCUCAGCGCGGGAAGCGCCAAGCUGGCUAAGAUGCGGGUGCCGCAGAGGGCAGCACUCCAGGCCUUCGCUCGGAGUAUGGGCAAGGAGAGCAGCGAGCUCACCGGCAAAUACACCAGCCUCAUCAAUCUCUACAUCAAGGAUAAGGCCGCCGCCAAAAAGGAGAACAGCAUACCCGCCAUUCGCAAACUCCGCCAAGGCAAGCAGGCCGCGCUCAAGAAGUGGGAGGAGGACCUCGUGGCCCUCUUCUCCGACAUGCGCUCGGCGCUCAGGGCCGCCUACAAGAACGUGGCUUCCUCGGCCGACGUCCAGAAGAGCGUCGACGUGUCCGUGGUCAAACUUGUGGACGCCCUGAUCGACUACCAGCACGGCGUGCUGAGCCUCACCACGGCCACCCUGUUCGCCGAGGUGCAGAGCUUUGCGGCCCAGGCCGACACGGCGCUCCUCCACUUGGCCAACCACGCGUACGCCUAGGUCAUGCCUAGGUCAACCCCGAUGCCCCUGACAAUAAAGUCUUUGCUGGCAAAGCCAGCUAAUGGUCUCAAAGAGAA
Molecule: messenger RNA, 859 nt
Organism: Thrips palmi
Lineage: Eukaryota; Metazoa; Arthropoda; Insecta; Thysanoptera; Thripidae
Exons: 3
Coding region: 12-782 (256 amino acids)
Source: RefSeq, a predicted model, not a curated record